AUGCAUAUACAAAAUGACAGUAUGAUUCCUUUUUUCUUCCUUGUAAUAUCUUAGUAAUUAAACUCAUUUAUUCUUCAUCCUCCUCAAAUCUUGAAGCAUAGCAUGCACUCCAACACAGUUCUUGAAACAUAAGUGUGUACUAUAGAUACGGUUAACUUGAUCACACUUAAAUUGGUUUGCUUGCAAUCUUGUUGGAGUACCCAAUCUAGAGAAAAUGGUAGCUAAGAUAGUUGAUCUUCGGUCAGAUACAGUGACAAAACCAACUGAAGCAAUGCGAGGUGCUAUGGCAAGUGCUGAGGUUGAUGAUGAUGUUCUUGGACGUGACCCCUCCUGUUUUCGCUUGGAGACAGAGAUGGCAAAGUUAUUGGGAAAGGAAGCUGCACUUUUUGUUCCAUCAGGCACCAUGGCCAACCUUAUAUCUGUGCUUGUGCAUUGUGACAUUAGAGGAAGUGAAGUUAUUCUUGGUGAUGAUUCCCACAUACACAUUUACGAGAAUGGAGGCAUUGCAACCCUUGGAGGUGUGCAUCCAAGAACGGUUAAAAACAAUGAAGAUGGAACAAUGGACAUUGAUUUAAUCGAGGCUGCAAUCAGAGAUCCAAAGGGAGAGUUAGUAUAUCCAACCACAAGGCUUAUUUGCUUGGAAAAUACUCAUGGAAACUGUGGUGGUAGAUGUCUUUCAGUUGAAUAUACAGACAGAGUAGGAGAGGUUGCUAAAAAGCAUGGAUUGAAGCUUCACAUUGAUGGAGCCCGAAUAUUUAAUGCAUCAGUUGCACUAGGUGUCCCUGUGGGUAGGCUCGUUCAAGCAGCUGAUUCAGUUUCGGUAUGUCUGUCAAAAGGCCUGGGUGCUCCAGUUGGAUCUGUUAUUGUUGGUUCCAAUAGCUUUAUCAGCAAGGCUAGAAGGCUCAGAAAAACCUUAGGUGGUGGAAUGAGGCAAGUUGGCAUCCUUUGUGCAGCUGCACUUGUUGCUUUACAGGAAAAUGUUGAAAAGCUAGAAAGUGAUCACAAGAAAGCUAAACUUUUGGCUGAUGGAUUGAAUGAAAUUAAAGGUCUGAGAGUGAAAACCUCUUCUGUGGAAACCAAUAUGAUAUAUGUUGAAAUUGAAGAGAGAUUAGGAACUACAGCAUCCAAGCUGUGCAAGGACUUGGAAGACUAUGGUAUUCUUCUCAUGACAGUUGGCUCAUCAAGAUUGAGAAUUGUGUUCCACCACCAAAUAUCUGCAAGUGACAUGCAGUACACCUUGUCAUGCUUUCAGCAAGCUGUGAAUGGUGUACGAAAUGAAAAUGGCAACUGAAGUUUGCAACUUGGUGGCACAUGAAAAACUAACACCAAAUUCCAUUCCAUAGCAUGAAGCUUUGUGAAAAGCUUUUAGCAUUUGAAACAUUGUAUAAUGAAGGCUUUAUGGAGUCUUUUAUACUCUUAAAUUUUUCAGUAUCUUCCACAAAAUGAGGUUCUUCCUUUCCUGCAUUUUAAUUAGUAAGAAUUAGUUGCAAAAGUACUUGAUAUUAAUUAUUGGAAUUAAGAAUUAAUAUGAGUGACUUAUUUGUCUA
Vigna radiata var. radiata (mung bean) is the source of this 1547-nucleotide messenger RNA. RefSeq names its product probable low-specificity L-threonine aldolase 1. The transcript is spliced from 10 exons. Gene Ontology annotation, biological process: glycine biosynthetic process; L-threonine catabolic process. NCBI's taxonomy places the organism in Eukaryota, Viridiplantae, Streptophyta, Magnoliopsida, Fabales, Fabaceae. The record is from RefSeq and is a predicted model, not a curated record. Gene Ontology annotation, cellular component: cytosol. Gene Ontology annotation, molecular function: L-allo-threonine aldolase activity. The coding region runs from base 215 to 1291 and encodes 358 amino acids.